Messenger RNA from Physella acuta, 2066 nucleotides. RefSeq names its product heparan sulfate glucosamine 3-O-sulfotransferase 1-like. The record is from RefSeq and is a predicted model, not a curated record. Gene Ontology annotation, molecular function: [heparan sulfate]-glucosamine 3-sulfotransferase activity. Lineage: Eukaryota; Metazoa; Mollusca; Gastropoda; Physidae.
AUAACUGGAUUCACACUUUGGUUUCGGAGAAUUUAUCGCUACACAAUUUGAUACAGCUAGUUGAUGUCUACAUUCAAUAUAUUUGAUUGAUGAUUGUACGAGGAUUUUGAUUUAUGGGUUUUAAAGAAUUAUUUGGUUUUGAAUGUAUUUUAAAGAUUUGAAUUCGAUGACAUUUUAGGCCUAAUGUAUCUAACAUUCAUCAUCUUUUCCCCUCAGUGCCUAGGACAUAAUGGGCCGUCACUGAAAGUUAUUUCCUUCUUUGACAGUUCAUCAAGAAAAGAUUGACUCUUGUCAGUUUUUUAAUGGCUGUGCGUCUUUGUGUCUCUAUAUUAUAGGCAUUCCGUAUUUCCUUUUUCUAGCGAUUUCCAGUUUAGCACCGUUCCGGUGAUCGCAUCUUGCUUCAUUCUUACAACAUAGACCAUUCCAGCCCCAUCUUUUUCGAUCAUUUCUGAAACAGAUCGCAGUUUAAUUUCUCUAAGUAACCUAUCGUAUGAAAUGGUGUUGGAAUAGUGGAUGCCUUUUAUCCGUCGAAAGCACUGAGUUUGGAAGGAAUCCAGUAUCUCAUAUUAUUCAUGCAUAAACCAGUGAGCAGUUGAUAAUUUUGAUUAAUAGCUCGUCAAAUUUAAUGGGAAAAAAUGUGCCUUACUUUUAAAUUAUUUAAUUUCAAUUUAACCUUAUUUAGCUCUUUACUCUAUAAAAAGAAGACUGUUUUUAUUCAUAGAGAAAUAUAUUUUAUUGGCUGUGUGAGUUUAGAUGAGAGAUUACAACAUUCGUCUUUCAGUCUCCACGACAAUCCUCUUUUAGCACUGACAUGACGCUUUUACCAUGGUUACGCAAUCGUGUGUCCAGGAACAUUUCCAUGCUAAAAAAGCUUAUCUUGUUAUUGCUGGCAGCAUUUCUAUUUGGCAUUGCUUCUAAAGCGCAAGUCUACACACACCGUUAUUUAGACAAUGACCAGCUUCACGUGGACGUCCGAGCUACGGAAACACCGAGACAAGAUGUGCCAAUGUUCAAAAUGGAUGACACCCUGGCAUGGGGUGAAAUGGCACCGACGGUUGGGUUAACUCAAAAACCAAAUUCGCUGAAUCGCAGAGAAGAUCCGAAACAAAAAAACAAUAUUUCCCAGUUAUACUUUUUUACCCCGCCUCCCGGCGAGCUCCCGACCAGACGAUUCCCCCAGUGUGUGAUCAUUGGUUUCGGCAAAUGUGGGACCCGCGCGCUCUUGAUGUUCUUGAGCCUGCACCCUAACAUCGCUGCGCAGAUGAAAGAAAUGCAUUUCUACACCGUGGACAACCUGUUUGAACGAGGCUACGAGUGGUAUCGUAAUGAAAUGCCUGUAUCUUACAGCAACCAGAUUACCAUAGAGAAGUCACCUGACUACGUGUUGUCUACAAAGGCGUUGAAUGAAAUCCACAACCACUUUUCGAACAUCAAGCUCAUAGUCCUUGUGAGAAACCCUGUAGAUCGCCUGGUGUCUGACUACCUUCAGAGAUACCGGUUAGUCAAUGUAAAUAAAAGACCACCCCUUACCAAGAUGUACCUCAACAGAAUGACUAACAGAUUUGACCCCAACAUUGAUUCGGUGAAUCACGGUGUUUACCACAAACACUUGGCUCCGUGGUUCAAAACGUUCUCACGUGACCUGCUGCUCGUGCUUGACAACGAGCGUCUGACGAAAGAUCCUCUCCGGGUUAUUAAAAAAGUGGAAACUUUUCUGGGAUUACCCCAUGUUUUAACGAAAGAAAAUUUUUAUCUGAACGAAACCUGGGGUUUCUACUGCUUAAGAAGAUUUGAGCCGAGGGCUAGGCCGAGAUGUAUGACCGAAUUCAAAGGCUGGAAACACCCGCCAUUGCCAGAAGCAGACGAGAUGAUGCUGUACAGCUUUUACAAGCCUCACAAUGAAGCGUUGUUCAAACUGAUUGGAGAGAAAUUUGAUUGGGAAAAAAAGAAAGACUUUAUUGAACUGUAGUACAACAACAAGCCCCACUAUGAAGCGCAGUGGCGUAGCGAGGUCGGGUGUCACCCGGUGCGGCACUCAAUGGUGUCACCCCCCCCCCAGAGGCAUA